Messenger RNA from Podarcis lilfordi (Lilford's wall lizard), 5997 nucleotides. NCBI's taxonomy places the organism in Eukaryota, Metazoa, Chordata, Lepidosauria, Squamata, Lacertidae. The record is from the annotation of a GenBank genome assembly.
CUGGAAGAAAAGCAGAAGGCAGCCUGCUCGGGAGUUUCAUUAUAUUCAAAUAUAUUCGUUUUCCAGGAGUCGCUCUGGAGCAGCAAGCCGUGGCGCGCGAUUGCUCCUGCCCGCAGCCCGGAGAAGAAGACGAAGAGGAAGAAGGCGAAGCAGCAGCAGCAGUAGCAGCAGCGAGCGAUAGAUAGACUCUCCCCGGCUCCGCAAAGCGGCUUGACUCCGGAUUCCCCGCGUGAGCUUUCCCACGAGUCCUGCUCCACGCUUGGCUGUCAAGAACCAUGGACUGUUUCUAUAUGCCUUGCUUUCUGUCAGUGAGUAGCGCUUUCUCAUUCCUUGUGUGAGUUCUGGUUUAAAAGAGGGGGAGGAUGAAAAAGAACCAAGAAAAAGAGAGGGAGGGAGACAGAGAGACGGAACUUGUUGUGUGUGAGAGUGAGUGAGCGAGCGAGUGAGCGAGCGCCGGACUCUCAAACUUCCGAGUCCUUUUAUUCGCUCCUUUUAAAAACAAAUGGUUCAUUUCGAAACAGUUUUUUGGUUUGUUUGUUUUCAGGGGAGAGCAUUUUCUGUGCAAUCUCUCCGUGCCCUUACUUGAGAGUAAGCCCUACUGGGGGCUUACUUCCAAGCAAACGCCCAUCGGCUCGGACUGUAGUGUGUGUUUUUUUCCUUUUUAAAAAUGAAGAUCUAGUUUUACCCCACGGGGAUAUUUGUCAAAUGCGAAGUAAAUAAGAACGACUGGAGACCCUGGAGAAGGCGCGUCCUUCCCCCUCCGCGUUUAUCCCCCCCUUCCCUUCGCGAUCCACGAGGCCCUUACGCCGGAGAGGGGCUGCAGAUCUCCCCGUCCCCUCCCCGCAAACCCCCACGGACGGGGCUACCCCGCGGGCACCUAGUGGCUAGCGGCCGGCAGCCGGGAAGGCUCCAACAGACACUUGCUAUGGAGAGCGCUUUCCAAGGAGACCUCCUGGAAGCUUGCUCAACAAUGAACCGGGACCUCCGACUCCCAGCCUCUCCCAGUGCAUUUUAAAAAAAUAUUACUUCCAUUAACAACAAGUGCAAAGCCCUGUUUUGAUGGGCGAAAAGCAGAGAUGGGUUUUCGGAACUUUGUUCGCGCGUAUUGACAGCUGGUUUCGUGACCCCAUUUUUACGCAGAUCGUUGCUCAGAUAAAACAGAGGAGAAUUUUUUUUGGGGGGGUGUUGAUAAUUGCGGGGGGGGGGCGUAAAGUCCCAAGUCUUAAUUGGCUGGGCGUAAAGUCCCAAUAAGGUUCUGCACUGCAUUUUCGGGGGGGGGGGGGAAUCUGGUUUGUGUUUUGCUUUGUGUUUUGAGCUUGGGAUGUGCGUUUCUUUAACUUUUUUCUAAAGUGUGUCAUUUUUGACGGACCUUGUUUGUUUGCUCCUCUUUCUCCCUCCUUCUCCCCCUCUUCCCUCCCCUCCUUCUGCUCUCUGCCCCCCCAACCCAACUACACCCUUCCCUCCCCCCCAACAGAGACACCAUGACGCCUGGUAACCGACUCCUGAUGGUCAUUUUAUUGUGCCGAGUGCUGCUAGGAGGUACUAACCGUGCCAGCUUGAUACCUGCCGAGACUGGGAAGAAGAAAGUUGUCGGGGACUAUCUCCAGCAGCAGCAGCAGCGAGCCGGGGAGGCCGGAGACGGAGAAGGCGCCUCGGGGACUUCGCGUCGCCCGUUCCCGAGCCAUGAACUCUUGCGCGGGUUCGAGGCUACCCUACUCCAGAUGUUCGGGCUCCGGCGGCGGCCGCAGCCCAGCAAGGCGGCGCUCGUCCCUUCAUACAUGCUGGAUCUCUAUCGCCUCCAGUCCGGGGAAGAGGAGGAAAAGCUGCAGGAUCUCAGCCUCCAGUACCCGGAAAAGUCCACCAGCCGCGCCAACACCGUGAGGAGCUUCCACCACGAAGGUAUGCAAACUGGAAAGGGGCGCACGGAGCGCUUCUGAGUAGAUCUCCGACUAUUAUGAUGGUGGUGGUGGGAUUUCAGAAUUUGAUUUUUUUUUUUUGCGGGGAGGUGGGGAGGAACGAAAUCUGAUGCACCCCUCCUAGUGUCCGGUUGGGGCUUUCUUGCGAGUAAAUGCUCCUGAAAGGAUCAGGCGGCCCGAGGCCGGACCCGGGCUAAAAGCACCGCUUGCAAGAUUCCAGGGUUGGACUGGGUGGGUUAGGUGUCCCCUGGUUUUUUUUGGGGGGGGUGGAAGGGGUAGUUCGUUUUCUCCUCCUCCUUCACCCCUGCUCCGCAUCGGGCUGUGGAUGCGAUGGAUUUGGAUUGAAACCGGUUCCGAGUGUGAUACUCCGGCGUGACUCUGGCUCCCCCUCUAUGGAGAGGCGUGAUGAGCGCGGGUGCCGUCCUUCUCCUCCCUUGCCCAGGAAGCAGCUAAGGAGGACGGACAGCGGGGGGUUUGUGCGGGCAUUUCUGCGCUCACACACGGAAACCGGGAUCUGGAGAAACGUUUAUACGAGAAAGACGAUCUCAUUAUGUUUUAGGGGAAGGGUUUGACCUCUCGCGAAGUGGGCUCGCUUGGUUUAAGAGCAGGAUACAGUACGUCGCUUGGGAGGAGAGAAGUCUGCAGACUACUUUUGCACGAUUGAGACCGCUAUUGCCAACUAAAAUUAUUUGAUAUUAUUAAAUCACCUUUGUCCGGUUGAACGUCGGCCUGCGUGCGCACGGACUGAAAGGCGUUCUCUCUCUGAAUCGCCCAUCAGCAGCUGCUCCAGAUUUCACUCCGGUUCUGUUACUCCCACCCCCAUCUCGCUCCUCCUCUCUUCCCGGACCAAACUUAGAAGUUUAUGGAGAAAUAUCAAAGCGCUCGUCCCCGCCUUUAAACAAAAAAAACCAACCAAAAAACUCCCGCUUGUUCCUUUUGGGAAACGGAGGGAGGGAAGAGAGGGAGAUGGCUUUUUUUUAAUGACCAACGUAAAACUGCGUCUGUUUGGGGGGGGGGGAGUGUGUGUGUGUGUGUGUGAGAGAGAGAGAGAGAGAGAGAGAGAGAUGCAACUGCAAGUGGAUCCAAAUGUUUCCUAGCCAGUUUGCUUCUUUCUACUGGAGCCGGGAGUCUGUACUGGUUGCAACCCCUGUUAUUAGAAAGGAGGGGUUUUUUGGGGGGGGGCUUCGCGCACCAAGAGAGCAUCUCCUUUUCCCCUAACAAUAAAUUUAAAGAGGAAACGUAGCUUUAAAACACUUCUGCCCACUUUUUCCUCUGCAAUAUUAGUAAGAACUAUUAUUAUUAUUAUUAAAUUACAACUCGCAAGCCGUAUUUGGUAAAUGGGCAUCUAUUGCAAGGCACAACCUGUUUCCUCAAGAGUAGCUCCUUUUGGAUCAAAGUCGUCUGCUAACGAUAGAGCUGGAGAAGAAGUGUGCUCUGGGCGUGCGUGGCCGUGAAGAAUGGAUCACACGAGCACGUGCAAGAACUUAUAGGGGAAGGACAGGCUACAAUGCACUCUGCUUAUGUGCAGAGGUGACGGAGGGGGGGAUGUGGAAAUAACAGAACAACGACUUGAUUCGAAUUUGGCGGAUAGCGCAAGAAGCCACCCGACCCCGCAAUACACGGACUAGUGGGAAUCCAGCGAGGCUGAAUUUCACAGUUACUAAACCUACACUUAAAUGGAGAGCGUCCGAUGUAUUUUUUAAAAGAGAGGCGGGGGGGGGGGAGAGGGAGAGGCGCAUGGGUUUAACUCUUCCUGGGACAAUGGGAAGGCCUGUUCUUGAAUCCUAAAGGCGUGCUUGCAUCCUCCUCGCGGGCAGGGUCCUUUGUGCUGUUGGCUCGAUGGCCAGCGCCGUGCACAUGUAAGGUGGGGCAAAAAAAUUUAAAAAGUAACAACGAUAGGGCGUGCUCGGAGGGCUGGGACUCACAAAUGGUGCCUGAGCAAACAGCUCACUAGGCUUCUACAAUGGGGCAGAGAACAGAGUGGGGAGAGGGCGCCAGAGUGUGUGGGGCGGAGGAUCGAACCUCUACCAGCAAGAUGAUCUGAGUUCAAAGCAAAGACUCUCCUAAACUGAGAGCAGUUACCUACGCCCUUUCUUAUGCAGGAUGUUGGCUGUAUUGUACUAUGAAGGGAAUCCUAAGGAUUUAAGCUGGGCGGGGGGAAUGUUGCACCCUCAUAAGUGGGCCAGGAACCGCAGCCUUGCAGCCCGAUCACCCGCUGGCCUGGCUUCAUUUCUUAGCAAAGCGCGUUUAGGAUCGCAGCAAUGCUAUCCCCAACUAUGCCUUGUUGCCCGCAGCGCAACUUUUGCGCAAGGCGUCCAAGGAUGGGGCUCGUCCUCUAGUCCUCGCGCGCUUCUAUUAGGCAGCAGACACCUCCUGGCAAUCAAAAGAGCCUUUCCCCCCGAGUAAACUGGGCCGGCCAGGGGGUGGCGAUAACCCAAAAGGCAGGUGAAAUGGACAAAAGUGGGGGGUGGUGAGGUUUUACUUUUGGAGGAGAUGGAUAGGGGUAUUAUUCCUCUCCAGCCCGGUGCUUUAGCAGGUGGAUCGCGCCCUUCCCGUGACGCUGACCCAGCCAGCCACCCAACCCACGGCCAUCGCACGCUCGGUUUUGUCCGGGCUUGCCCAAACCGCGCCGUCUGUUCUGCGCGUCUGUUGCUGUCUCUCCUUCCUCCUGCCACCACCAACCGUCCUGUCUCUUGCUUUCUCCUCCCGGUCCCCUUCCCCUCUCCAGAGCACCUCGAGCAAGUCCCGGGGCCCGCCAACCAGCCGGCCCGCCUGCGCUACUUCUUCAACCUGAGCAGCGUGCCGUCGGGCGAGGCCAUCUCCUCGGCGGAGCUGCGGCUCUUCCGACAGCAGAUCGUCGGCGAGGACGGGGCGUCCUCCUGGGAGAGGGGCUUCCACCGGAUCAACAUUUACGAGGUGAUGAAGCCCCUCCGCCGAGGGGAGGACCUGGCCACCCGCCUGUUGGACACCCGCCUGGUGCACCACAACGUGAGCCGCUGGGAGAGCUUCGACGUGAGCCCUGCCGUUAUCCGAUGGACCGCAGGCGGCCAGCCCAACCACGGGCUGGCCGUGGAGGUUUUGCCCCUCCACCCCGCGCUACAGACUCACCAGGGCAGCCAUGUCCGGAUUAGCCGCUCUUUACCUCAAGGGGGCCGCCUGGGGGCCGGAGACUGGGCCCGCCUCCGGCCCCUGCUGGUCACUUUCAGCCACGACGGCCGGGGCCAGUCGCUGCUGACGCGCCGGGCCAAGCGCAGCCCCAAGCACGCGCACCAGCGCGCGCGCAAGAACAAGAAGAACUGCCGCCGCCACGCGCUCUAUGUGGAUUUCAGCGACGUGGGCUGGAACGACUGGAUCGUGGCCCCGCCGGGCUACCAGGCUUUCUACUGCCACGGGGACUGCCCUUUCCCUUUGGCUGACCACCUCAACUCUACCAACCACGCCAUCGUGCAGACGCUGGUCAACUCGGUCAACGGCAGCAUCCCCAAAGCCUGCUGCGUCCCCACCGAGCUCAGCGCCAUCUCUAUGCUCUACCUGGACGAGUACGACAAGGUGGUCCUCAAGAAUUACCAGGAGAUGGUGGUCGAAGGGUGUGGGUGUCGUUAAACGCGAGAAACAGAGAGAGAGAGAAUUUUUUUUCUUUUAAAAAAAAGUGAUAAAUCAACUUCUUCCCUGUCCGGUUCUCUCCCUCCGGUCCCUUGUCCUCACCAUCCAGCCCGCCCCGUCCAAAAUUUCCCAGGGAUGGAAGUGGCGGGGAAGAGGAGCUGCUUCUCCUUGUCCUCCUCCCAGGUUCCAGAAUGGGUUGGCCUUCUGUGCUUUUUUUUUUUCGAAAAAAGAAAAGGAACAUCAAGUUAUGCCAUAAAUUCUCUUUCUCACCUAUGCCGCUCACCCAGCGGCGCGUGCGCGCCAGCAAAAAAAAAAAAAAAAAAUUAAUGGAAAAAAAAUCCCUUAAUCCGUUCACCUUGACCUUAUUUAUGACUUUACGUGCAAAUGUUUUGACAAUAAUGAUCAUAUAUUUUGACAAAAUAUAUUUAUAACGACAUAUUAAAAGAUAAAAAAUAAAGCGAGUCAUUAUUUUAAAGGU